Molecule: messenger RNA, 5738 nt
Organism: Marchantia polymorpha subsp. ruderalis
Lineage: Eukaryota; Viridiplantae; Streptophyta; Marchantiopsida; Marchantiales; Marchantiaceae
Source: the annotation of a GenBank genome assembly
GCUCUCUUCGUUGUACAUUCGUUCAUUAAUGCCAGUGACGAGGAGAGCUGCUGGGGCAGCAGCAGCAGCAGCAGCAGCUGCGGAUGGAGGGAGGGAGGGAGAGGCGCAAAUACGCAAGGGAAGGGAAGGGAAGGGAAGAGCAGAGAAGACAGGGCGGAUCGUAUGACCAUUUCUUGCCAGGGGGCUUAAAAUAGGAGAAGGGGGACUGGGAAGGCGGGGGAUGAAUUUCUUUUUGUAUGUAUUUGUAUAGUUGCGGAAGGAAAGUGUGGGGAGCGAGAUUCACUAUUUUUGGAUCAGAGCGUGGAAAUUUUGCAGUCGGCCUUUCUUGGGCGUGGAGGGAGAGUUGGAGUGUGUGUCAUGAUCAGGAGCCAGGGAGGAGAGAGCGGAUUUGGUGGAUCUGGGGCAGAGUCAACCCUGUUGCUUGCAUCAAGCGAGCGAGCGAGCAAGCAAGGAAAGACGCAAGGAGAAGGGAAUGGGUUGGGUCUGGCGAGCGUCAGGCAAUUCUGCGAAUCAUGAGCUGCAGCAGACGCAGGAGCUCCGGGGGUAGCAGCUGCGAGCUCAUACACAAGCGGCGUAAGAACCAGAAGACGAUGUCGUGGGACAGCUCCUGGACCCUGGUCCGGAUUGCUGUGCCGAGAGCUGCCGGAGCAGAAUUCGGCACAGUGCACGUGACACGUAAAUUACACUUCUACAAACGUAAGCGGGUUGCUUCUUCUUCCACUUCAUCCUCUCCUCCUCACCCUUCUCUUCUUCCUCUUUUGCCUCUUCUGCAUCUUCUUCUCCUUGCCCCUCCCCUCCCUGGCUUCGCUUGUGCUCGGGGAUUCAUGGUCAAGUCAACGCCUUUUCCUCACUCCACGCACUAGGAAGCCAACAAACCACUCUUCCUCAUCAGUGUGUGUGUGUGUGUGAUCCCACCCGUAUGCUUCCUUCUGCUGCUUCCAGCCUUUUCCUCGCUCCGCUCUGCCUCUUUGCCCGACCGACCUUCCUUCAAGCCCGGGACGUAAUGACACUGGAGGUCGUCAUGGGCUCUCGAUUCGGCCGGGCUGGGCUCUGCGAACGAGGCCGGGAAGCAGGAGUCACUUAUCCUUCUGGCUCUGUAAACUGAACGCUGCAUAAGUGACAGCGCUUGAAGCGAAGAUCAGGAAGAGCAAAGCCCAGGUCGAAAGCGUGGUUGCGUACUUUCAGUGAUAUGUUUGAUGGGGACUGUGAAUCUAAGGAUCUGCUCCGGCACGAAGUUCCGUUAGAUGAGAUCGUCUGCAUUUUACACCGAGGACAGAUAGUCGACUCAUCGAAGCUGCAAGCUCUGGCUAGGUCGUAUCGCUUGUCUGCGCUGGACAAAUGAUGCCGGAAAGUGCCUUGGAUAUGGACAGAUGAUUCAUGGGUACGUCGUGAGGAGGCCUUCAGCUCGUGUGCUGUGAGCGGGUAUGGGAGUUCAGCCUUAUGUUCUGGAAGAAACCUUGAAAAUUAAAUUUUCAAGUGCAAAAGUGAAAAAGUAGCGGACCAUGUUCGUGCAAACAUUGAGUGCUUGGGUGUCUGUGAGAAGGUCCGAAAAUAACAGUGGUAGUACCUCUCCGAGUCCCCCUUUAGCAGCAAAUAGUGGGUGGAGGCGUGCACGGACACUGAUGGGAUUCAACGCUUGCACAUCUGCGCAACGGGAUCCAGACGAUGAUCCACCCUUUCAACCGGAUGUAGAUGCACCUAGCACUGAAGCAGCCCCAGAGAUCAGUGCGCCGGAACAGGCAUUGUCACAAUCUUCGAUGUCACCGAGUUCUAUAGCUUCCACAGCUCCAGCUACACCCAAUCGGUCCCCGUCUCGCCUCAAUAGUAUCCGUUCCAGUAUAAGAAUGUCUCGUAGUACCUGUGCUAUCUGUUUGGAGAGUAUGAAGGCAGGUCAAGGGCAAGCUCUUUUCACGGCGGAGUGUUCUCAUACCUUCCACUUUUCGUGCAUCGCUUCGAAUGUGCGACACGGAAACCUCGUCUGUCCAGUUUGCCGUGCAAAGUGGAAGGAAGUUCCCUGGCAAGCACCUGUAGAUUAUUCUCCAAAAGAUCACAUACAUCGACCUUCGAUGUCAAACGGAAGUCUCAGUCGUCCCAGUCCCAGGAGAAGUCAGCAUGUCCCAGGCUCCAGACAUUCUCCAAGCUCGUCUCCUCGACGUGGAACCGAAGACUCACUUGGAGAGGAGGAAGAGGAGCAUAGGCGAGUAGAUCCGGUGCUACGGAUCUUGGAUGAGUCCAUAGCCAAUGCUCGAGGGGUUCGUCGAAUAGGUCCCCAGGAGCCCAACAUGUUCGACGAUGAUGAGCCCCUAAAUUCCCCUUCAGGCAAUACAGAACGAGAUGGCAGUGAGGAACCUGUAGAACCUGUAUUGUACAGGGUCUACGAACAUGGGCAAGCACAGGAGGAGAGUAGUAGCCAGAGUCCAAAUGAAGAUAAUCAAGAGGGUGCCACAGUGGAAGAGCAGGCGAGGAGCGUGGUUCCGGAAAUAAACGCUAGAGGGUACCCAGAGGUGGAAGAGCAGGUGAGGAGCGUGGUUCCGGAAAUAAAUGUGAGAGGGUACCCAGAGGUGGAUGAAGUAUCUGGAUCAGAGGAGCGUCAAACCUUCACGGUGUUAGUAAAUAUAAAAUCCGCAUUAAUCAAUACAAGAAAUCCACUGGAUAAUGAGGGGUGGGAAUGGAGGGAUGGGAUGGAUGGGAAUGGAGCAGAGGAAGCUCGCGAUGCCAAGCUGCUCUUGGAUCCAAGCUCCCGCGCGCCUCUGGACCUGGUCACGGUGUUGGACAUUAGCGGUAGCAUGGCAGGAACGAAGUUGCUGCUUUUAAAGCGUGCGAUGGAGUUUGUUAUCAGCAACUUGAGUCCGUCCGACCGCCUUUCUGUGGUGGCAUUUUCUUCUUCUGCACGGAGGCUCUUCCCUCUACGAAGAAUGGUGGAGGAGGGUCGACAACUGGCACUUCGGUGUGUGGACUCACUGGUAUCCACCGGUGGCACCAACAUUGCUGAUGGCUUGAGAAAGGGGGCCAAAGUGCUCGAGGACAGACGCAUGAGAAACCCAGUGGCCAGCAUCAUGCUUCUCUCCGAUGGGCAGGACACCUACACCAUGAGCAACAGAUCACAUCUGCUUACACCUCUCUCGAGCAGCAACUCUCGUGGUGCCAUAGAUUAUAGAAGGCUCGUACCUGGAUCCAUUAGACAUGGUUUUAGAUACGGUCAAAAUUCCCAAAUCCCUGUACAUACUUUCGGAUUCGGGGCGGACCACGAUGCAGCUACCAUGCACUCAAUAUCAGAAGCAUCGGGCGGGACUUUCUCCUUCAUCCAAACCGAAAGUGCAGUGCAGGAUGCUUUUGCUCAGUGCAUCGGGGGUCUGCUCAGCGUGGUGGUGCAGGAUGCUCAGGUUACCAUGUCUGCCGGAGCACCUGGAGUCCAGAUUAGGUCCAUCCAAGCAGGCAGCUACGAGAGCUCCAUCCGAGACGGCGGAACACAAAGUUUGGUAAAGAUUGGUGAUCUUUACGCUGAAGAGGAGCGGGAUAUUAUGGUCGAUCUCCAGCUCCCACGUGCUCACAGACCGACCGGAGAGAGCACAAACAGCCCUGUAAUGAGACUUCUCCGAGUGUCAUGUUCAUUCCGUAACCCUGUGACGCAAGCUGUGACUGAUGGUCCGUUCACUGACAUCACUAUCAACCGACCGGAAUUCGUUGACACAGCUUCGCAGACAGUGAGGUCGGAGGUGGACAGGCAGAGGAGUCGCAUUCGUAUCGCGCAGUCCAUUGUGGACGCAGGGGCCUUGGCCGAUGGUGGAGACAUAUCUGCUGCCCAAGAGAUUCUCAUCACAGCCAAGGAGAAUCUGCAUGGAUCGCCUGCCUUUCUGGCCGGCGAUCAACUCUGCGUGAGCUUGGAAACGGAGCUCCUGGAGAUCCAGACUAGAAUGGCAAAUCGUCAAAUGUACGAGAGGUCUGGUCGAGCCUACAUUCUGUCGGCUCAGAGUUCUCACUUUCGGCAGCGCGCAACAACGAGAGGGGAUUUCAGCGAAAAUCACAGCCGUGAGUAUCAAACGCCGUCGAUGGCGGACAUGAUCCUGCGCAGCCAAACCCUUCAGUCGCCGAGAGGUACACACCCAACCGCGAGUCCAUCGCUGCCCAUGAGCCCGACUCGGGAGCCCCGGAGGAACCAUCACACAGCCCGCUCCGCCUUGAGCCCUUCUCCGUCGAGAAUGCUGCACAGAGGUUCAGGCAAAGUCCAAGACUCGCACGGACACCGGGACCCGUCUCCAUCCUCGAGAAUUUGAAUCAACCAUAAACAUAUUUUGAUACGGGCCGUAUAUUAUUACUGAAUUUGUCACUAUACGCCAUACACCCUGCCCCCAUGGGGUCGGGCUCCUGCUUACGCCAUUUCUCGAAUGAGGCGAUGACUGGGGUGCUGAGCAAUGAUGAGUGACCUUGUAGCUGUAAGUACGUUAGUCUAGUGCAUCCGACGGGCUGCGAAAUUCUUUUUGGAAAAUUUAGUCAAUAAAGAGGCUAGAUUUCUGCUGUUCCGUGCCUAACACGGACAGCCAAUUUUGAAGCUGUACAUCGUCUUUCGGUACACUUCCUCAAAACCUGCAGAAAAGUGCAAUCUCGCAGCAUACGCUUCACUCUCUCCUCUGGUGAGGAGCUGCGGUUUGGAUGCCAUAUCAUAGGCUUCAAACGCGAUGGCGAGCACUUGAAAGUUCUGGGAGGUGCCCACUUCCUGUCGAAUAACAUCCAAUUGUGCCGGCCUGUGAGCGAGCAACCGAGGAGUUCCUAGCCUCUCUAGCCUCUUUGGUGCGGAGCCUGCUCCGUCGUGCAAGUCUGUCAUCAUGUGGCCUUCAGGUUCUUCAUCCAGUUCCCUCCCUCCGGGGCAAGGUGGAAACUGGAAAGCUUCACAACCGCUCACUUCCAGCUGUACAAAUUUCUGAGUGAGCUACAUAUUUGAAGAGUAGAGCGUCAUAUUCUACUUCUCUCGGGGACCCACGGCAUCGACGUCUUCUGAGAGGAGUUCGGCUGCAGCAGUUGCUUUCUCGAUGAUUACGAACUAGUCAUUACGGUCAACUUUUUCUUCCUGGGGUCGAUCGAUCGAACAAGUGGACGUCUUCUUCCCACGACACAGGUCUACUUAUGCUGGAUUAAAAAAGGAGUGCCACGAGUACCGCACCAUCACUACACUGUCGUGCUCGUGUCCCUCCGAGACGAUGGUCUUCCAGUCGAUGUGCUAUUUUUCCAGCACCAGAGGAGAUUCCAGCCCUCUCGCAGGGUUCGCUACCUCAAGGUAGCACAUGGAUUCACCUGUCUGUCUGUCUGUCUAUCUGAGAGCGGUGAUUAUACCAGUUGGGCUCUUCUUUGUCAAAUCUGCUGAGUCGAAGGAAAUGCUUCGCCAGCAGCAAUCGGAUUUCAAGCUUUCAUGUUAGUGCUCCAUAUAUGUAGGAGCGCAGGAGUGUUGUGUUCUACAGGUAGAGUCUCGGCUGUUGAUACGAUCUCACUGACCAGCCUUCCCACCUCGGUUGACAGCUCUGAAGAAGAUGUUCUGUCGAGAUUAUAACGGGGUAAAAUUCACCCUAUAGUUCAUGUUAUAUUUUUUUACGAUCGUGGUGCUUGUCCGGCUCGAGUUCGCCGAAGGGGUUCCGAGUCCAGUCAUUGUUUCGUUUGUCUUCAAUGUACAGGUUUAAGCACAACAUAAAGAGUGCCAGAGUUGAUGAAAAUUUCACAGCAUCUGAAAGCUUGAGCUACUGAAUUUU